Messenger RNA from Cuscuta epithymum, 548 nucleotides. Lineage: Eukaryota; Viridiplantae; Streptophyta; Magnoliopsida; Solanales; Convolvulaceae. The record is from the annotation of a GenBank genome assembly.
AAUCAGACCUAAAAGUCAUGAAUGUUGAGAAAGAGAAUAUGGAGCCAACCCAUUCCGAGGAAGAAGGUGAAGCCUCAAAUGGUGUUGCUCUGCCUUUGACGAUCGGGAAGAAGAGGAAGCUGGUGAUAUUGGAUAUUAAUGGCGUACUUGCCCUUAUGGUUAGGCACUCGAUCCCAGGUGGUGUCAGCUUUCCCGGCGGGUUGACGAUAGCAAAGCGACCCUUCUGUGAAGAUUUUUUGCAAUUCUGCUUCGAGAGGUUCGACGUGGCCAUUUGGACUUCUAGAGCCAAGGAAAAUUAUCUUGACGAAGUUGUUGAUUACUUAUUGGGAGAUAUGAAGAAAAAGUUGUUGUUUGUUUGGGAUAGGUCCUAUUGUACCCGAACAGGAUUUAUGACCCCUGAGAACAGGUAUAUACCCUUAGCCUGUAAGGAGUUGAAGAAGAUUUGGGGGAAUGAGUGUCCCAACCAACCUUUUGUGGGAGGUUACUACAAUGAAUCAAACACGCUGUUAGUGGAUGACUCUCCAUACAAGGCUGUGCUUAAUCCUGUA